CCGGUCGGACCCCGAUCAAACCAACAAACCUCAAACCCCUUGUUUAACCGACUCAAUGACUUAAACUGGUUUGACAACCUUGGUGCCGAACCACACCAGAUCAAAUCGAAGUUUGGAUCAAACUACAUCGAACCGAGUAUAAUACGGCCCGGUCCUUGGUCAUCAUGAAUUUUAUAAUUACUAAAGAAAUGAUGGACCGAACUGAUAUUUGGACCAGACCGAACUGAACCAAAUAGAUCGAAUACAAUUGUAAUCCUGUCUUUGGUCCUAAAAUAUCUAUCACUAAUGAACCGUGGUUCUAAUGAGUUUGAUCUAAUCCGGACCGAAUCAAAUCGUUGCACCCUCGAGAUAUAUCGACUGCCUCUUUCUGGUUCUAUUGUACAAAUUGAUUGUCCUACUCAGUGGCGGAUACAUGGAGGUUUAGGGGUGUCCCGGGACACCCCUAAAAUUUGGGAACAGGAUUAUCCAAUCUUCGAUAGUAGUUUAUGUAAUGGGUUAAAAAAAUGGAUCUCGUGGAGUUCCGGGGGAUAAACCCCUAAUCCCGAUUACACGACCCCACAUUCAAAAUGGAUCUCCUAUGGUAUCUUACUUUAUAAAAGAAGGUCGAGGGGAAUGGGACGUUCCAAAACUUCAAAAUUGCUUUGAACCUCACUCUGUUGAUCUCAUAAGGAGAAUUCCUCUCCCUCGUCUCUCGCAACAAGACAUUAGAGUGUGGCACUAUUCUAAGGAUGGUAAAUAUACAGUCAAAUCGGGUUAUCACUUAGCUUUGGAAAGAAUAUUAGCUCCAAGUCGAAAACCGAUAGUGCAAAUCAUUGACCCCCCCAUUUGGAAAAAGACUUGGAACAUCCAAGUUCAGCCUAAACUCAAAUUCUUCAUAUGGCAAUGCCUCAAAGUCAUACUCCCCACAGUAGUAGCCCUUCAAUCUCGUGGAGUUAAUUGUUCUAACCGAUGCCCUGUCUGCUGGAGACAUCGAGAAAGUAUCGAACAUUUAUUUUUCAGAUGCCCCCUAGCCAUCAGAUUGUGGUCUUUCGUGGGAUUGAGCAACUUUAUUGAGACCGCCCAGACUGUUAAUUUUAGUCUAUGGUGGCGACAUGUCAUGGUCUCUGAGACCUCCCCAUUCCACAUUCUCCAAUGCGUCUGUUUACUUUGGAGAAUCUGGAAGUCUAGAAAUGUGGUGACCUUUGAAUUUACCCAACCUCAUAUCCAUUCUUUAGCCAGACAGUUCUACAACCAGGUCCUCGAAUUUUCCAGCCUCCUUCCUCCCCCUCCUCCCCGCAGCUCCAUCCUCCCAUCCUUGUCCGCCUCUUCUUGGGUUCCUCCACCGGAAGGCUUUUUGAAGAUCAAUGUCGACGCAGCGGUUAGUGCCUCCGGAUGCUCGUUGGGCUUGUUUUCCGGGACUCAGACGGGCAUGUGAGGUUGGCGAUCGGAUUGCAGCAUCAAGGAAUAGUCAACCCUUAUCUGGCUGAGCUUCUUGCUUUCAGGGAUGCUAUCUCUUUUGUAGCCUCAAGAUCCUUAUCUCACGUGAUAGUCGAAGGCGACUCUGAAGUGGUUGUCAACCAAGUCCGUCAUGGCAUCUUAGAAGACUCGGUGGGUGGUUCGGUGCUUCGAGAGUGUCUCCAGAUUCUUAGCUCUUUUUCUGCUUGUAUAGAGUUUAGGGCGGUACCUAGAUCCGCCAACAGUGCUGCCCAUAGAGUGGCGCGUAAAGCACUGCUUUUGUCUCCUGUAGAGCUAGAAUCUUUUGAUUUCUUGGGGGUAGCUUCAGUAGAGUCUUUUUGGGGUCCUGGGUAGAAUUGAAAGCUUAAAUAUUUCUUCUCAUUGAUAUCACUCAGAAAAAAAAAAUGGGUAAAAAAAAAUAUUUAAGUGGUUGUCGGACACCCCUACAUUUUGGGAAAAGGAUUAUCCAGCCUCCUAUAGUAGGUUGCGUAUGGGUAAAAAUAAUAUUUAAAUGAUAGUCUAUGUAAUUUGAACUUGGGCCAAUACUACUAUUAGUAAACAUAUUUUCAAUUAGACCACAACUCAUUCGGUUGUUAUGUUUUAGUUUCAAAUAUAAUAAUAAAAGACUAUUUUUAUC
Molecule: messenger RNA, 2071 nt
Organism: Linum trigynum
Lineage: Eukaryota; Viridiplantae; Streptophyta; Magnoliopsida; Malpighiales; Linaceae
Source: the annotation of a GenBank genome assembly